Penicillium atrosanguineum is the source of this 1155-nucleotide messenger RNA. RefSeq names its product NAD-dependent epimerase/dehydratase family protein. The record is from RefSeq and is a predicted model, not a curated record. NCBI's taxonomy places the organism in Eukaryota, Fungi, Ascomycota, Eurotiomycetes, Eurotiales, Aspergillaceae. The transcript is spliced from 3 exons. Bases 1 to 1155 code for a protein of 384 amino acids.
AUGGCUGACAAAAAACCCGCUGUUCUAAUUAUCGGUGGCCUUGGCUUCAUCGGCCGUCAUCUGGCCCUUUACAUCCACGAAAACAACCUUGCCUCGGAAGUCCGUAUCGUUGACAAGGUCCUGCCCCAACUGGCUUGGUUGGCGCCCGAAUUCAAAGAGGCCUGCUCGCCGGAAAUAUUCGUCCAGGCCGAUGCCAGCCGUGAACAGCAUCUCCCGCGCGUCUUCGACCGUGCCAAUGGUGAACAAUUCGACUACGUGAUCAACUGCGGCGGCGAGACACGGCAUUCACAACCCGACGACGUCUACGAAGCGCGCUCCUGCGUACUCAGCGUCACCCUCGGCAAGGAGGCCGCUAAGCGUGGAAUCCCCGCCUACAUCGAAUGUUCGACCGCGCACGUUUACAAGAGCGGAUCUACGCCGCGCAAGGAAAAUGAUAAGCUCCAGCCAUGGCACAAUCUGGCCAAGUGGAAGCUGAAGGCUGCGGACAAGCUGCUCUCCAUCCCCGGUCUGCAGUACUGUGCGCUUCGUCUGCCCCACGUGUACGGCGAAUAUGACCCGGGUUACUUUGCUAUGGGUAUCUGUCUGGCGCGCGUGCACCUCGAAUUGAAGCAGGAUCUCGAGCUGCUCUUCUCCAAGGACGUCAAGGUGAACACUCUGCACGUCAAGGAUGCCGCCAGCGCGCUUUGGGCCACGGCCGAGUGGCGCGCCAGUAAGGGUCAGCUGGAGAAGUCCGACCCGUCUGUGACGGAGCUUUUUAAGGACGCCGAAAUGCCGUUCUCUUUUAACGUCGUCGAUCACAACGACACAAAGCAAGAACACGUCGCCAAGGCUUUGUCCGAAGUGUUCGGUCUCAAGGUCACAUUCACCGGUACCCUAAUCUCCCAGCUAGCCAAGAUGAACCUGGACGACGUUGUCGACGACAUGAACGAGGUCACCCUGCAGACAUGGGCUGAAUUAGUCGAGAAGGCCAAGAUCGAGCGGCCCGGCCCGAUUGGUCCGUUCGUGGAGCUCGACGUGCUCAAGGACCAGGAUAUGUCGAUCGACGGUUCGCUCUUUGAGAAGACAACAGGAUGGAAGCCCAAGUACGAGCGUCUCGACGCCGACAGCAUUCGCGAGAUGGUCGAGAGCUACAAGCGCAUGGGUUGGUGGCCCUGA